Messenger RNA from Schizosaccharomyces japonicus yFS275, 715 nucleotides. RefSeq names its product rho GDP dissociation inhibitor Rdi1. The record is from RefSeq and is a predicted model, not a curated record. Gene Ontology annotation, molecular function: Rho GDP-dissociation inhibitor activity. Gene Ontology annotation, biological process: Rho protein signal transduction. The coding region runs from base 63 to 638 and encodes 191 amino acids. NCBI's taxonomy places the organism in Eukaryota, Fungi, Ascomycota, Schizosaccharomycetes, Schizosaccharomycetales, Schizosaccharomycetaceae. Gene Ontology annotation, cellular component: cytoplasm. The transcript has a single exon.
CUUGCAUUCGCGUUUAAAGCAGACUCGCUUCGCCCCCAUGCUCAGUAUCUUCUGCCCUCUCCAUGGAUCCCAUCGAAACUAGCGAAUCUGAGCGUCCCAGCAUCCAGCUGGGAGAGAAAAAGACUGUGAAUGAGUACCUGAACAUGGAUGCGGAGGACGAGUCUCUUCGCAAGUGGAAGGAAUCUCUUGGCAUCAAAAGUGACGGAGGCUACUCUCCUCCCAACGACCCUCGAACCGUGGUUGUUGAGCGCCUCACGCUGUUAGUUGACGGCGAGGAUCCUGUGGAGGUCGAUAUGCAGGAUGCAGAGAGUCUUGAACGAAUCCGUAAGCAUGGAUUCGCUAUUCGUGAGCGUUGUGUGUACCGCACUGUUGUUCGUUUUCGCGUUCAGCAUGAGGUCAUCUCGGGUCUGCAGUACGUACGCGUUGUCUCGCGUCACGGCAUCCCUGUGGACAAGUCUGCAGUCAUGAUUGGUUCCUACAGUCCAUCGAAGGAAGCCUACGAAUACACGACAGAGCCCGAGGAGGCACCUUCGGGCAUGCUCGCCCGUGGACACUACGAGGCCUCCUGCCGGUUCGUGGACGACGACAAGGUGACCCACAAGCAGUUCAAGUGGGCCUUUAAUUUGGUGAAGAAGUAAUUCUUGGACGCUCAUGCUCGCAUUAUACACUUUGCAUUAAUUCAUUCAUUCUUUUAAACGCGACAUGACGCGAAAAC